Messenger RNA from Fomitopsis serialis, 1091 nucleotides. RefSeq lists its product as uncharacterized. Gene Ontology annotation, molecular function: catalytic activity. The transcript has 4 exons. NCBI's taxonomy places the organism in Eukaryota, Fungi, Basidiomycota, Agaricomycetes, Polyporales, Fomitopsidaceae. Bases 1 to 804 code for a protein of 267 amino acids. The record is from RefSeq and is a predicted model, not a curated record.
AUGAACAAGACGCAGUUUUACCUAUCGCAGUGUGCCGAGGCCGCCUCGAAGAGCCCAAUGUGCUUCACUCUCGGUGCAGUAAUGGUCAAGGGCGGUAAGAUCAUUUCUUCAGGUUACAACCACCACCGGCCGCACUACGAUGGCGCGGAAGUGCACACUCAGGGGCAUCGUAAGCCGGUGUCCAUGCAUGCGGAGAUGCACGCGAUCUUCAACCUCACGGGCAUGUCCCCUUCGUUCAAGAAGCAGGUUCAAGGGAUGGAGUGGCGCGUUAAACAAGGCACACAAGCACAAGGCGCACCACCAGAACAUCGAACAAAAGGCCAACAGACAAAACGGUGCCCGGGCUCUGAGUGGUGGCUUUCAGGGCCCUAUGGACACUCAGCAGCCCCCUCACCUUCAGCCUGGGAUUCAUCAUCACCGCUCGUCCGCGAAGAGCAAGAGCAAGCGCCGACCGGCGGGGAGAGCGGGAGCGAGGGCGGCGGAUAUGAAGGCUCGCGACCGGCUUUGGGCUCAAGUGCAAGCAGUUGCUGCAGCGAGCCGGGCAAGGGAUGGGACGCCCGGCGACGCGACCCGCGGGUGAACGGGGCGGACAUCUAUGUCGCGCGGUUCACCAAGAACGGGAUGGGCGGUGCGCGUCCGUGUUGGCGCUGCCUGGAAUGGUGCAGAUGGGCAGGGGUCAAGCGGAUAUUCCACUGGAACGGAGAGGAAAGUAGGUUCGACGUCGUGAAAGUGAACAGUGCACAGGGAGACAUCAUGUACGAGACCCACGCAGAUAUCCGUCUCUUUGCUGGACUGGGCUGGUGAUUUUGUCGUAUAUAUUCGGCGUAAAGGAAUGUACGAUGGGCCGGGGGCAUCACGUCAUCAUCUGAGUCUCCAGAUUGACUGCACUAUCGAGUCCUCCUUCCUGCCUCCUUCUCCCCGACAACUGCUCCCCGUCCAAACCUGUCCACGGGCGAGAGAGUUACUAAUGCGGGGAAGAUCAACUAAUGCCAGCCCGAAGGGUGGCAUAGGCACUAAUUCAGGUAGGCGGUUUGCUAUGUAUCUUCUGGCUUUUUUUGUACAUGUCUUACACAUCUCAACAAUUAGCAAUC